Molecule: messenger RNA, 902 nt
Organism: Priapulus caudatus
Lineage: Eukaryota; Metazoa; Priapulida; Priapulimorpha; Priapulimorphida; Priapulidae
Product: dynamin-like
Exons: 9
Coding region: 18-887 (289 amino acids)
Cellular component (GO): cytoplasm; microtubule; membrane
Molecular function (GO): GTPase activity; microtubule binding
Source: RefSeq, a predicted model, not a curated record
AGCUGGAUGAGAAGGAAAUGCGACGAGAGAUAAGCUAUGCGAUUAGGAACAUACAUGCAAUCAGGGUGGGACUGUUCACGCCGGACCUCGCAUUCGAGGCGAUAUGCAAGAAGCAGAUAACACGUCUGAAGGAGCCGUCGCUGAAGUGCGUCGACAUGGUCAUCCAGGAGCUGUCCAAGGUCAUACAGAAGUGCGGCGAAAAGAUGGCGCGCUACCCGCGGCUGCGCGAGGAGGUGGAGCGCAUCGUCAGCGGGCACACCCGUGCGUGCGAGGAGACAUGCAAGAACCAGGUGGCGCUCAUGAACAACAUGCAGCUCGCCUACAUGAACACGAACCAUGAGGAUUUCAUCGGCUUUGCCAAUGCCUCGGCCGGGACCGCCGUCGACCCGACCCAUUCUAAAAAACUCGGAAACCAGUCGGCAGAGCUAAACACGAUCAGGAAGGGCUACAUGUGCAUCCACAACCUCGGCUUCAUGAAGGGAGGGUCGCGAGACUACUGGUUCGUCCUCACGUCUGAGUCUCUCGCCUGGUUCAAGGACGACGAGGAGAAGGACAAGAAGUUCAUGCUUCCGCUGGACAACCUGAAGCUACGUGACAAAGACGCUGGUUUUAUGUCCAAGCGCCACAUGUUUGAGGUGUUCAACGUGGAAGGCAGGAACGUCUACAAGGACUACAAGUCUCUCGAACUGUCCACAGAGGAUCUGGACACGCUGGACAGCUGGAAGGCUUCCUUCCUGCGCGCCGGGGUCUAUCCCGAGCGGGAAGCGACCGCGGAGAGUGACACCGUGAGUGUCCGGAGAGAUCCCGCUUCCCCGCGUCGCCCUCCCCUUUUCUUUUUCUGUCAAUUUUUUCCUGAUGUUCCUUUUGUGACCCAAGAACAUGUGUAACCUGUCGUAUCUUAA